UAGAGACAUAAUGUUAUAGCGAUGGCAGCCGCUACCUAUCCGGCAUAACAGCUUACUCAUCCCAGCUUUACCAUACUAAUACGUACAUAUGUACCUCCACGUACCUGUGGCAAGGAGAUGAUUUUUAAUCUUAUCAAAACCUCGGAUGACAACCUUCAAUAUUGUUUGAAAUCAAUGAAAACGUAUUGUACAAUACGUUGCAAAAAAACAAACAAAACUAUAUAAUGAGGGGUUGGUUAUUAAAAAACAUAAUGCAUCGUACUUCUUGAGUCAUUCGUUGAAGGAAACAUCUGAUCGAGAUGUCACAUAUAACAUUCUCGGUUCGUCGGGCAUGGGCCGCAUCCGGGCGCCUGCGGACCCCAGCCGGUAAAGGUCUCGCUGAGCCCCUGCGACGAAUUACUACUGCAACGGCGGCAGUGGUUCCAAGCAUCCCGGAGCCACAGAACCAGGUUCGGCCGCCUCCUAUCCGGCUUUCCCGCCGAGACUUAUUGAAGGACGCGAAACCAUUUUCGGACUUCCUUACUGACACCUUCCAUCGGCAACAUGACUAUCUACGCAUCUCGCUUACGGAAAGGUGCAACCUUCGAUGUGUCUACUGUAUGCCCGAAGAAGGAGUGCCCCUGUCACCACCGAGGGAGUUGUUGACGACGCCGGAGAUUGUCAUGUUAUCUUCUUUAUUUGUUUCCCAAGGUGUCAAUAAAAUCCGUCUCACGGGCGGUGAACCUACUAUCAGAAGAGAUAUUCUUCCGUUAAUGCAGCAAAUUGGCGACCUUCGAUCGCAUGGACUACGGGAACUUUGUCUCACUACUAAUGGCAUAGCCCUUCAUCGAAAACUUGAUGGGAUGGUCGAAGCUGGGUUGACUGGCGUCAAUUUGAGCCUCGACACACUAGAUCCGUGGCAAUUCCAAAUUAUGACCAGGCGGAAAGGGUUCGAGGCUGUCAUGAAGAGUAUUGAGAAAGUCCUCGAGCUAAAUAAACACGGCGCCGGCAUCAAACUCAAGGUUAAUGCUGUUAUCAUGCGAGGAAUCAACGACCGCGAAAUCAUCCCCUUCAUCGAGAUGACUCGCGAUAAAGACAUUGAAGUGAGAUUUAUAGAGUACAUGCCAUUCGACGGAAACAAAUGGAACGAAGGGAAGAUGUUUAGCUAUUCCGAGAUGUUAGAUCGUAUUCGCGAGAAGUAUCCUAAUCUAGAGAAGAUACGAGAUCACAAGAACGACACAAGUAAGACCUAUAGGAUCCCCGGAUUCAUAGGCAAGAUUGGCUUCAUUACUAGCAUGACGCACAAUUUUUGUGGCACUUGCAACCGCCUUCGGAUUACCAACGAUGGAAAUCUCAAAGUAUGCCUUUUUGGCAACGCUGAGGUCUCACUGAGGGAUAUCCUCAGAGAAUCAAAUGGCGGGGAACCGAUUAAUGAAGAAAUUUAUGAGACCAUGAGGAAGAUCGAGAUGGAUAGGCGACAACAACUAUCUCCCCACUCGCCUCCUCUUCACCUAGCACCGAAUGAACAAAGGCUUCUAGAUGUCAUUGGGAUGGCCGUGAAGAGGAAAAAGGCUAAGCAUGCGGGUAUCGGUGAACUCGAACAUAUGAAGAACCGGCCAAUGAUACUCAUAGACUCGCAGAAACAUAUUUCGACCAUCCGCUGGCAAGUUACAACCCGAGACAUUCCCAGACGUCUAUUAAGGAUACCUCCAGCUUCUCAUCAGGCUGUCCCUUGGCUACUUGCUACAUCGGAUGAUUUCCUGUCUGGACAACAAUUACGGUGUUUUUCCUCCACGGGCCCGGGCAUCGAUGAAAAAAACAGCACUGCUAGACUGACGCAUGUCUCGGAAUCCGGCUCUGCGCAUAUGGUCUCUAUCUCAGAUAAGACACCUACCAAGAGAAUUGCCAAGGCGACUUGCAGUGUUCAUUUCACCAAUGCAAGAGCAUGUGAGCUUAUUAAAGAGAAUCAAAUCAAGAAAGGCGACGUCUUAGGGGUUGCUCGUGUGGCUGGGAUUAUGGCGGCGAAGAGAACACCAGAUCUCAUCCCUUUAUGCCAUCCUAUUGCAAUCACGAAAGUCACCGUAGACCUAGCUCUGAGGUUGGACAAAAUCGAGAACAGUCGGGGUAGAGUUGAUAUAGAAGCUACUGUGGCAUGCGAGGGUAAAACAGGUGUAGAGAUGGAAGCUCUGACGGCUGCUUCUACGGCAGCACUCACCGUCUAUGAUAUGUGCAAGGCUGUAGAUAAGGGAAUGAGUAUUCAAAACUUGAAAGUCGUUCUAAAAGAGGGCGGCAAAAGUGGACGGUAGAUUGAUGGCGUGCAGACAUCGGAUACAGAAUGAGAAUCUAUUUUUGGUUAUACGACCCCAAAUUGUUUAAUUGUGCU
Molecule: messenger RNA, 2362 nt
Organism: Hypoxylon trugodes
Lineage: Eukaryota; Fungi; Ascomycota; Sordariomycetes; Xylariales; Hypoxylaceae
Product: molybdenum cofactor biosynthesis prote
Exons: 2
Coding region: 300-2285 (661 amino acids)
Biological process (GO): Mo-molybdopterin cofactor biosynthetic process
Molecular function (GO): 4 iron, 4 sulfur cluster binding; metal ion binding; GTP 3',8'-cyclase activity
Source: RefSeq, a predicted model, not a curated record